UUCGAUUUCUGGACAAAUAAGGAUGGAUCAAGCGGACCGUGCAAAGCGCUUGAAGGCACUCCGUGAUGCGAGGGACAAGAAGGAAGGGUUCGUUCCGGCAGAGGAGAAGGAAGAGGUAGUGGUCGUCAAAGAUGUCUCAUUAACAGCGCAAGAAGGGUCGGUGUCCCCUGCCGGCGAUGUGGCGACCUCCGACGACAACACGACGGACGAAGUGUUGACCAUCGCGCCGAAGAAACCGACUUGGGACUUAGAACGAGGACUGGAGAAGCAGAUGAAGAAGCUGGAGCGUCGCACACAGAACGCCAUUGUGGAAAUCCUACGCGAAAAGAUGGAGCGUGAAAUGCAAAACGAUGAAGACGAUGGCAGCGACGAAGAUGCCGAGGCGGCAUAGAUAGAUCGACCAAGUCGGCGUGCAUCCCAUGAUCACAGUCCCAACUAUCGUAGUAUGUAUCACAACCCCCUCCUCUUUUUCCCAAUACACCGUACUAUCAAUCAUUGCCAAGUUG
Molecule: messenger RNA, 506 nt
Organism: Aphanomyces astaci
Lineage: Eukaryota; Oomycota; Saprolegniomycetes; Saprolegniales; Verrucalvaceae
Exons: 1
Coding region: 23-391 (122 amino acids)
Cellular component (GO): U2-type spliceosomal complex; post-mRNA release spliceosomal complex
Source: RefSeq, a predicted model, not a curated record